Messenger RNA from Microplitis demolitor, 1615 nucleotides. It is a transcript of the gene Vlf-1b-1, whose product is annotated as very late factor 1b-1, bracovirus particle protein. The coding region runs from base 92 to 1057 and encodes 321 amino acids. The record is from RefSeq and is marked provisional. Lineage: Eukaryota; Metazoa; Arthropoda; Insecta; Hymenoptera; Braconidae. The transcript has a single exon.
AUUAGUAUCGAAUUCGAUUUUGACUUAAAUACUACUAACUGAUUGACUUAGAUAUUGAAAUUUUGGUAUAUCGCCAGUAAUCACUCUGAUCAUGACAAAAAUCGACAAAGUAGCUAGACAAUCUUAUCCUAAUUUAUUUGAUGAUCUGGCAUCUAACCAAUGUAUUGAUUCUAACAUUUUGGUUUACCAGAAUGUAAUGAAAUAUCGUAUUUCGACAAUUAAUACUCGCCGAGCGCAUUUGAAAAAAUUACAAAUGCUAAAUAUUGAAAUUCAUGAUUUAAAUAACGAAAAUAUUAUCGAGGCAUUAAAAAAACUUCAGACAGCAUCAAAUAAAAAUGGUAAAAAAUUAACUGUGAGUUACAUCAAUAUCAUAUACUCAACAAUACGUAAAUUAAACCCAUUCUUAACUGUAUCAGCUUCUAAAUUUGGAUUUCCCCGACAUAAUCGUACUACUUUGAAUGAGUUGGCUGACAAUAUUGAUAUAAUUGGCUUAAAAAGGUUAUUCGAAAUAAUCUUUCAAUACACUUAUAAUUUUAAAUUAAUCAACUCAUAUAAAAUAACAUCCCGUGCUACCGUUGAUACUGCAAUCACUAUGAUGUUAGUUGUGAUCACAAAUUUACGUUUUGAACAGUUAUCGAGUUUGCGUGUACAUGAUUUAAAAAUGAUUGCUGCCAGUAAAACAACUUCUAUACUGAUUAACUCGCGGGUUUCAACAGUAAAAGUUGUAAAAACUACUGAACUAUUUGAUCCACUGUACACGUGUAUCAUCAAUAUGAUUCUAAGUCGUGAAGAAUUCGUAAAUCGACAAUUUAAUACUGAUUAUAAAGUUGAUUAUAGCAAAAAUAUUAACGAUGGAUGCCAGCAAAUAUUAGUUAAUAAAACGAAUACAGAUGAUUUUCCAAUAAUAUCCUGCAAAAAAGAUUCGAUUAAUAAAACAAUUUAUGAGUUGUACGUAAAAACACACGAAAGAAAACCUACGAUCUCUUUAGGUAUUACAUUAAUAAAAAAAAUGAAAAAUUGUUUAAUUGACACAAUAGAUUUACGACUUCUUAGUUAAUUGGAAAUGAUCAUGUUAUCGAAGAAUAAGAUUUUAAUUCGGUCAUUUUGAAAUUGAUGACAAUCAAUAGUAUCCUGACAAUGGUGUGAAAAUUCGUAGAAGCUGAAACAUCAAAGAAUCUAUUAUUUUUCAGCCAAAUUAUAAGCCGAAUAUUCGAAUUAAUGACGUUGUUUUACCGCAAAUUGUAAAUUGCAAAAAAGUUUUUGAUUGUAAUAUUCGAGAUAAUUUAAAUAUUUCUAUAUCCCUCGUGGAAGUGCAAUAACGGAAGUUCUACGGUAUUCUCCAGUCUUUUUUUGGCAUAAAUAUUUUUACAGUAUCCCUACGGUAAACAUAUACUAUGCUUUUGCAAUUUUAUUACCGUACUAAUACCGUCAAUAUUUUGUAUUGAUACCAAAUUUAUAUAUGGGUUAUACCAUAUUUAUAGUGAGGUUGUACCGUAUUCGUACUCUGGCUAUGCUGUAUUUGUAUAAUGAUUUUAUUUUACUGAUACGGUAUUUUUGCUGUAUUUAAUCGUUGGUUAUAAUAUAUUUAUACGGUGGUUAUACCUCAUAUACACAU